This is a messenger RNA of Exophiala xenobiotica, 1582 nucleotides long. RefSeq lists its product as uncharacterized. Bases 155 to 1582 code for a protein of 475 amino acids. NCBI's taxonomy places the organism in Eukaryota, Fungi, Ascomycota, Eurotiomycetes, Chaetothyriales, Herpotrichiellaceae. Gene Ontology annotation, cellular component: nucleus. Gene Ontology annotation, biological process: positive regulation of transcription by RNA polymerase II. The transcript is spliced from 4 exons. Gene Ontology annotation, molecular function: DNA-binding transcription factor activity; transcription cis-regulatory region binding. The record is from RefSeq and is a predicted model, not a curated record.
UCCAGAAGCCAGGCCGACAUUGUUGAGACGCGCAGAUGGCAGCUGUACCCACCUACGUCGGCCGUCUCUUGGAUUUCAUUUUCGCGCAGAAUGGUAGUAUCGCGUUCUGCGCCAGGAUCUAAACGCGCUUAUCGCCCUAAGACCAAGGGAUGUUAUGAAUGUUCGCAGCGACGCAUCAGUUGCGACGGAACAAAGCCCGGCUGUCGAAAGUGCGCUGCCAGAGGGCUCCAAUGCAGUGGUUUUGGCAUCAGAUACAGAUUCAGCCAAGAGACUGCCACAAGAUCCCACAAGAUUGGCAAGGCGGUACAAAGAUUGCGGGCUGAGUAAGUUUGUCGGCCACGACCACUCUGCGGUGUCAAACAUCGUUAUUGAUCGCGCAUACAGCAGCGCAGAAUCUCAGGCUGCAGAGACCUCGUCUCCAGAACUGCCAGCAUUCUCGGUCUCAUACGACUGUCUCGAGAAGAAUACUUCCUGCGAUAACCCUCCCUCGGUAGAUUGGGGAUCGUCAAACGACGGUGCCAUCUUCAAGCCUCUUAAUGAACCGUGCGAUGAUAUUUCUGCGGACUCAAAAAAGCCAGGCCCACCCAAGCACUGGUCUGAAGCCUUGACGCCCAUCGCGCUGAAAGAUGCACAACUGUUGUCAUUUGCAUCUGAUGGACAAGCUACUUUACUGAAGUAUUUCUCCAAUAACAUUGCACAAGAAAUGAUUGCAAUCGAUGAUCAGUUCAAUGGCUGGCGACAUCUUGUCUUACCAAUCACAUUUCAGGCAGAGCCAGUCAUGCAAGCCGUCUUAUCAGCUUCGGCCUUUCAUAUAGCUGCAAGGUACGGCAAUAUGAGUUUGACAGCGCAAGUGGUAUAUUCUAAAGCCAUCAAGGAGCUGGGUCGAAACAGUGAUUUAACCAAAUGUGGAGGGCUAUCACUCAACUACAACAUCCUAAGUAUACUUGUACUGCUUGUGUCUGUCAUGAUCAAUUCAAGUGUGGAUUUCCCCAUACUAUACAACAUGCUGGCACGCGCUGUAGAUGCCGUCGGUGGUGAAGAUGGCCUCGGAGUGGGAGAGCUGCCGGAUUUUCUUCGCCGUCAGAUAAGAAAGUUUCGUGUCUAUGCGGCACCGCUGAUCAGUGAGAAACUCGGGGUAGAAGCCAUUCAAAACCACGGCUCCCAAGCGCUCGACUGCUUAAGACAUUGUUCUCUCCGUCAUCCGGAAUACUCUCUGGCAAUUUCGAACAUCCAGGAUCAGAUUUUCCAGGCCUUCCAGAUAUAUCUACACCAAGCCGCCGGCGACAUUGACCAGAAGACAUCCAUACAGCUUGUCGAACGUUUCAGGCGGACGGCUGAAGCAUACCCAAGUGGCUGCUGCUCAGCCGAACACGUCCUCAUCUGGGCGUCUUAUAUCGUUGCCGCCGCCAGUACCCUUCCGGAGCACCAGUCAUAUUUCUGUCACCGACUUCGGAAGUUUCAUAUGGGCAACGGAUUUACAAACACUCUGAAAGGCUUAGACGUCUUGAGCACUGUCUGGGGACGAAGCCUUUCCACUAGAUGGACGGCGAUGCUAUCACAGACUCAGAUCUUCAUUAUGUAA